Messenger RNA from Lucilia sericata (common green bottle fly), 3341 nucleotides. Its product is annotated as solute carrier family 35 member C2. The transcript has 6 exons. Gene Ontology annotation, biological process: UDP-glucose transmembrane transport. Lineage: Eukaryota; Metazoa; Arthropoda; Insecta; Diptera; Calliphoridae. Bases 485 to 2047 code for a protein of 520 amino acids. Gene Ontology annotation, molecular function: antiporter activity. The record is from RefSeq and is a predicted model, not a curated record. Gene Ontology annotation, cellular component: cis-Golgi network; Golgi apparatus; endoplasmic reticulum-Golgi intermediate compartment.
ACGAAGUUAAUUUUUGCCGUCGCAGGUAUCUAGUGGUGCCAGCGUCAACAGUUGUUUUAUUGAAAUUCAUGUUUUUUAAGAAAAAACUAAAAAUUAUUAAAAUAUUCCAUUGCAAAUAUAAAAACUUAAGAAUAUCAAUAAAAACCAUUAAAGUAUAAUAUUGAAAUAUUUCGUGGCAUUAGAAAACUACAAAAACCAAACAAAUUUGCAACAGCAAAAAAAUGUAAACAAAAGUAGAAAAGUGUCUCGGAAAAUUACCCACUUCGCUGAAGAAUUAUAAAAAUAAAUAAGUAGAUAAAUAAUAAUAAAUUUACAAUAACAAAAACAAAUGUAAAAUCAUUAAACAGACCGACCAACAGACAGACUGUGUUACUAACGUCUAUAGAACAAUAAUAACAAAAGGGUUACAACAUACACUUAUGUGGUUAAAACGAAAGAUAAUAACUUUACAAAUUUAUAUAAACAAUUAGAUUUGGUAAAAAAAAUGUCUCAUGUACGUUAUGAUAAUCAUAAAUAUGCCCGCCUUAAUAAUCAAGAAAUUAAAACUCAACGAUCCUAUUCAGAGGAUGAAAAUGAAGAAAUCGAUUUGAGCGGCACAGAGCAACGUUUUAGAUAUUCUGCAGAUUCAGACGACAACGAUGAUGUGACAACAAACAAAGGACAAUCACAGAAUGGUGGUGGUUACUUAGGUCAUCAUGAUUACGAUGAUGUAUUGGAUGGUGGUAGUGGAAGACAUGCAAAUGAUAAUGAUGGCAACGGCAUGCAUAAUGGCAGUACCACAGUUACCCUAAGAGAUCGUCUCAAUGAUUCGCGUCUUAUGCAAAUGGCUAUAUGUUCUUUACUAACCAUACUGCUAUAUUUGCUAUUAUCGAUAUGUUUGACAUUUUACCAGAAGGCUUUAAUUAAGGAAUUAAAUUUCCCAUUGACUAUAGUUAGUUAUCAUUUGGUGCUAAAGUUUAUAAUGGCUUCCAGUGCUCGAGGUAUUUAUAAAGCUGUGGUGGGUAAAUCAAGGAUACAAUUAGAUUGUCGUACAUCAGUAAGAAAAAUGGCUCCCACUGGUUUGGCAAGUGGUAUUGAUAUUGGAUUUUCAAAUUGGGCUUUAGCAUUGGUAUCCGUUUCACUGUAUACCAUGACGAAAUCAUCGACAAUUGUAUUCAUAUUGAUAUUUGCCAUUUUAUUGGGAUUGGAGAAAAAGAGUUGGUCCCUGGUAUUCAUUGUCGGCUUAAUCGCAGUGGGUCUCUUUAUGUUUACUUAUAAAUCAACACAAUUCGAUACCUUGGGCUUUAUAUUUAUAUUGGUGGCCUCCUUAUGUGGUGGCAUACGUUGGAGUUUAGCACAGUUUGUAAUGCAAAAAUCUAAAUUAGGUCUACACAACCCCAUUGAUAUGAUAUAUCACAUGCAACCUUGGAUGAUAGCAGCUCUAUUACCCUUCGUUAUAAUAUUUGAAGGCAAAGGUUUGGUAAAAAUUCUAGAAAAUAUGAGCAAUUAUCCCGACAGUACCAUCUAUAUGAUUUUAUUGAAAAUAUCUGCCGGGGCUACAUUGGCAUUUUUCAUGGAAGUUAGUGAAUUUAUGGUAUUAUCGAAAACUUCCAGUUUAACCCUCUCUAUUGCCGGUAUAUUUAAGGAUAUUUUCCAAUUAGUUUUGGCUGUGGAAUACAAUGGUGAUCAAUUAAGUUUAAUAAAUGCCUUAGGUUUAGUUGUUUGUUUAGCCGGCAUUUGUUGUCAUGUCGUUCAUAAAUAUUCAACAUUAACUAAGUUACAAGAACUACAGUCGUACGACGAAUCUUCAGAUUUGCAUUUAAAUGAAGCUUCUUUAAAUGGUAGCGGUGUUGCUGGUGGUGCCGGUGCUCAUUCAUCAAAUGCUAUAAAUUCCUCAAAUAUGAAUGAUUAUGCUUUUACAACAACGAAAAAACAUUCCUCAUUAACUGUUCCUUUAUUAGAAGAAACCGAUUCGGAUGAUGAUGAGGAUACAUCACCCAACGGUAAUAAAGAUAACUCUUCAGAUGUUAUAUUUGAUAUACUUAAACGUCGUGAUAUGCAACGAUGAGUAAGAAAAGUAUGUAUGUAAAUAUUAUACCCCCCAAAAAAAUAUCAACAUGUACUAUACUAUAUAUAAUAUUAUUGACUUUGCUAACACAAUUAACUACUUAUUAUAUUAAAGAAACGUAAUUAUAUUUUUAUUUGUAAUUUGUGUUAUUAAAGCUUUGCGGCUAAAAACGUAUAGAGGGAGUAAGAAAGGAGAAUAUUGCUUUUAACUGUUGAUACUUGAUUCUGUUUUGUGGUUUAACUAACUUUCAUGUAAUAUUGGUAUUUUUUUAAAGAAAAAUGCAUUUUUACUGCUUCAGCAAAACAUUUUUUUAAUGAAAACGAUUUUAUUCUUUCUUAGAGCUUUUUUACUAUUUUAGUGAAAAAGUUUUGCUUUCUGUUGCGUUUCUAAAAACACCUUCAUUUACUCUUUAUUCAAUAAAGUGUUUUACAGUUUCAGUGUAGAGCUUUUUUUACUGUUUGAAUCGAAAAAGCUUUUUAAUUUAAACUUGUAUAAAAUGUGCUUUAGUGAAAAAAGUUUUUCCAUUUUAAUGAAAAAGCUUUUCUACUUUUUUUUAGUAAAUUCCGAUUUUUUUACUUUUUUAAUGUUUCAUUCCAAAAAGCUUUACAUAGGUUUUAUAAUAAAAGCUCUUUUUUAGUGGAAACAUUUUUUAACUCUUUAAUCAAAGUUAUUUUUAUUUGAAUGAAAAGCUGUAAAAAGCUAUCUAUACUUUUUUAUUUUAUUAUUUUAUGAAAAGCCUUUUUGUUGUCAUUAAAGCUUGAUUACUAAAUCAGUGUAAAAUCUUUUCUACUUAAACGGAAAAAGAUUUUCUGUUCUGUUAAGUUCAUUAAAGAAAGCUUUUUUAAUAAAAAAAGUGAAAGCUUUUCUAAAUUGUUUCAGUAUAAAGAGCUGUUCCACUAUUCAGUCCUUCAGUAAAAAUAGCUUUUUCAGUUUUAGUGAAAACAUAUCUUCAUACACUGUUUCAAUGGAAAAAGCUUUUUUAAGUAAAAAAUAGAUUUUUUACAGUUUUAGUGAAAACAUAACUUUUUACCGUUUUUACUGCUUCAGUGGAAUAAGCAUUUUUAUUUCAAUAUAAAAAGCUUUUUUACUUUUCAUUAGUAUUUUUCGAGGAUUCUUACAGCUUUUCUAUAUUAGCUUAUUUACUGUUUUAGCAAGAAAAGCUUUUUUAUUGUUUCAGUAUAAAGAGCUUUUUUGAUGUUUCAAUAAAAAACAAACUUUUAUGAAAAAGCUUUUUUCCUCUUUUGCUUUAACUUUCUAUUUUAGUUUUUUAUUUUAAUAAGGAGGCGUAAAAAGU